Messenger RNA from Perca fluviatilis (European perch), 3032 nucleotides. RefSeq lists its product as uncharacterized. The transcript has 3 exons. Bases 155 to 1558 code for a protein of 467 amino acids. NCBI's taxonomy places the organism in Eukaryota, Metazoa, Chordata, Actinopteri, Perciformes, Percidae. Gene Ontology annotation, molecular function: DNA-binding transcription factor activity; RNA polymerase II cis-regulatory region sequence-specific DNA binding. The record is from RefSeq and is a predicted model, not a curated record. Gene Ontology annotation, biological process: regulation of transcription by RNA polymerase II.
GUGUCAAUCUAUUGCCGGAAGUGAAACCUCUUUGCUUACAAACUGGCUGUAUUGCCACAAGGCAUCCAUAGCUAAGAAAUCCUGCUAUCCUUAGGGAGUUUUUGAUAUUGCCAAAUCACUGCAAAGAGUUAUAGUGCCUUCAAAUAAAUUUACCAUGAAGCCGCAGCUGACUGGUACAAAAACGCGCCCCAAAGCAGCCGGAGCUGACCCUGAUCGGUCUCUGCAAGAGGAGCUGAUUGCAGCGAUACAUGGAGCGUUUGAAGUGGCUGUGGAGAUCGCAGUUCGUGAGGUGACAAAGCUUGUAGGUCGGGCAACAGGAGACGUCUACGAAGAGCUGCGACGAGAGAACGAGUCCCUCAAACAAAGGCUGCAGAGAGCCGGAGCUAUGCUGGACUCUGCGCGCAUGGAGGAAAGAGGUGGCAGCUCUCUUCCUACAAAGCAACUCCAGAAUGCCAACAAACCUACAGAUCAACCGCCUCCCCUAAAAUACAAUCCCAAAAGCCCAAAUCCCAAAGUAGGCAACGUGCACCGUUGCACGGGGAUCCGAGGUGACUCUCCUCCUGCAGGUCACAGCCGUGCGCACCAGCCUCCUGACCCCCAGCAUGAGGAGCAGAGAUCAUGCCAGUAUCUCAGUGAUGCUGCUUCAGAGAAAGAUGAUGGGUGUGCUGUUUGUGAUGCUUUGACUAACGAAGCUGGCAAAGAGAUCUCCCGUGUAUGUAUGGUGAGUGUAGAAAGCAUUAACCCACCAUGUCUAGGCCUGGCAGUUCAAGACCGCGACUCGCCACCACUUCCCAGCGGGGAUGACAAGUCCACUUUUGGGCAUGUCAUGGUAAAGCAAGAGAAGCCAGAAGAGGAGGGAGAUGAUUCAGCAUGCUGUUUAGACUCUCUCAAAAUGGAGGAUUUUAGCCCGGAGGAUUUUAGCCCGGAGUGUAUGUCAGCGGUCCAGUCCAAAAUGCUGGAUGAGUGGAAACCAGAAGUGCUGGAUAUUCAGAGCCAAGACUCAAAUGCUCCUCUGUCCUGCAGCAGGCUGGCUCAGGAGUUCCCAAACAUCUUCCAGCUGGCAGAACCAGCUCCCAUCCCAGAAGCCUCUCCACAGGUCUAUGGAGUCCAUGUGCGGACCAGCCGCAACCUGGGCCACACCCACACCAACCUCUACGCCUGCAAGUCCUGUGGCCAGACGUUCCCCCUGCCCAGCUUGCUGCGGCGGCACUUCGGCCAGUGCCAGCAGAAGCUCCAGCAGCGUCUUAAGCAGCCCUUAGAUGGAAGCAAGAGGAGCAGAGUGCAGCUUUACCCACCAGGCUGCAGCCCCUUCCGCUGCACAGAGUGCAACCGAGAGUUCAACCGCAUGGAGAACCUCAAGACUCAUCUCCGCAUCCACACGGGAGAAAGGCCGUACACCUGCUCGGUGUGCUCAAAGUGUUUCCGUCACUCUGGGGCGCUAACCAGGCACUUCCGCAUCCACACCGGAGAGAAGCCUUACAUCUGCGCACAGUGUGGGAAGUCAUUCAGGAACUGUGGGGGGCUUAAAUUCCACCAGCGUUCACACAGCAAACAGUAGUUACUUUUUUUUUAAUGUGGGAUAAAAACGGCUGAUAUUAUGUAAUAUGUUUUUAGUACUUACUUACUGGCUAAUAUCAGAUUUUAAAAUUAUUAGUGGCUCACCUAUAUUGGUCUAACCUUAAAUGAUAAUGUUAUGUAAUAGGUGACAUUUUAUAACGGGGAAGACCUGUUAGGUGAAACGGUGUAGACAGGAGAUGUCUAUACCGUUUCACCUAACGGGUCUUCUCUUUGAGAUCACAGGUAUUGCUCUCAACCAGAAAGUAGCAUCUCAACAAGUUAUAGGAACUGUCAAGUGCAUCAUAUUGAGGUCAAACCAUAAAUUAUUCCGCUACUGAAACAAAUACAAUUAGCUUUGUCUGAGUGACGUUCUAUAAAUAAUUGUCCUCAUUAGUAGAAUGGACCAAGUAGAAAUAUAGAUACUGUAGCUAUGUGAUCGGCCACUAUUGUAUACACUGGCUCGGUAGCACAUAUGAAAUGUGUGGAAUCUUUCAGUGUAAUUCUAAAUGCAGUUUUUGAUUAUUGAAGAAAAUCUGUUCUUAUUCAUGACAUCUUGUUUUUCUAAUUGUGUGUGUCUGAUGUAUCCAAAUAUGCAUUUUAUUUUUACUACACUGUGGAACAUUUUAAUUAAAAGUGUGGGUUUGCUGAAGUGGAUAAAUUGUUUUAUCAACAUGCAUAUUAUGGAAGCCUAAUAGGCUUGAGGUCUAAUUUUAAUGUGUGAUUUGGUCAUAUGUGGAAGGUAACAAACAUUUUUUACUCAAGCCACUGAUCCAGGGCCAGAUUGACAACCGCCUCUGCAGAGUCCCAGUUCACUUCACAAAGUUAGUUGUUCAAUGUUGAUGCGUGUUCAGAGUCAGACAGCAGCCAGGUUUGAGAGUAGUGGAGGAAAGAUGAUCUGUGGACCUUCAGAUUGCCAGUAGAGGGUGACAAAGCUUUAGAUAUAUCACUAUGUAAACCAUGAACUGUAAUCGCAAUCUUGUAGUCAAAUAAUAAAGGUUAGGAAAUGUUAUGUUAAUAUUGGUAAUCUAAGCGUUUAGACAGUGUCUUUGCACGUAUCACUUAUAAGUAACAAUUACGGAACUGUGCAACACUGUCAACCAAACCAGAAAUAUGCCAAUGUUGAAUUACAAAUCUGUCACAGGAAAUCCAGCUUGCCUAAGCUCUUGUGCAUUUGUAGUUCACAGGACAUUGCUGUCAGUCACAAAUCGCAGUUCUCAAAAUCUGUAUAAUCAACGUUCUACUAUCCAUGCAGUAACCACUGAGAUAAUAUACUGUGAAGACUUGUGAAUGUAGAUUUACUAUUGUUUGACAGGCAGCUAAUUCCACUCCUCCCUACCUCACUAAAAUUCUCUCUCCCAGGUACACACACACUAAAUGUUUGCAUUAAUGUGUCGGACCCAUUACAUCUUCAUGGAACUACAAAUGAGGUACUAUUGAGCUUGCAAAACAGUUUAAUUAAAGCUUAAUGAAAUGAU